AUGUCGGGCGAGACUCAGCAGCAGCAAGGUGCGACACCCCUGAAGGUGUUCUUCAUCCUUGGCGGGCCCGGCUCUGGCAAGGGCACGAACUGCGCGCGGCUUGUGGAGGACUUUGGCUACACCCAUUUUAGUGCCGGUGAGCUGCUGCGCGAGGCGGCGCGCUCUGGCACUGGUAAUCUGGCCAAGAUCGGCGAUAUCAUCCGCUCUGGGAGCAUUGUGCCGAGCGAGAUCACGGUAGAGCUCCUUCGGCAGGCCAUCGCCGACCACCCGAACUCCGUCGGCUACGUGAUCGACGGCUUCCCACGCAAGGAGGACCAGGCGCGCAUGUUUGAGGAGGGCAUCGCCAAGGCCACCGGCAUCCUCUACUACGACUGCAGCGAGGCCACCAUGGAGGAACGCCUGCUCUCGCGCGGCGCCAACAGCGGCGAGAAGCGCGACGACGACGCAGCAGAGACAAUCCGGAACCGCUUCCGCGUCAACGUGCAGGAAUGCAUGCCGGUCGUGGAGGCCUACAAGGCAAAUGGCCGCUGCCACGUCAUUGACGCGAACCGCGACCGCGACACCGUCUACGCCGAGACGAGGAAGGUAUUCCUCGAGAUGGGCGAGAAACCUUUGAAGGUGUAG
This is a messenger RNA of Leishmania mexicana MHOM/GT/2001/U1103, 624 nucleotides long. RefSeq names its product putative adenylate kinase. The record is from RefSeq and is a predicted model, not a curated record. The transcript has a single exon. The coding region runs from base 1 to 624 and encodes 207 amino acids. Lineage: Eukaryota; Euglenozoa; Kinetoplastea; Trypanosomatida; Trypanosomatidae. Gene Ontology annotation, biological process: CDP biosynthetic process; UDP biosynthetic process. Gene Ontology annotation, molecular function: ATP binding; UMP kinase activity. Gene Ontology annotation, cellular component: nucleus; cytoplasm.